AAGACAACCACUGUCAUAGAACCAGGAAGAAGGAAGGUGGGAUAGCCCCCAAAAAGAUACCAUUUCAAAUCAGUCGCAGAAUUUUCCCUAGAAAACCAUGGGGCUCUGCAAGUGGACGUUUGAAGUGGUUGUCUUGACGGCUGUUUUUAGUUCGUUUAUACCAGUUCGAGCAGAUGAACACGAGCACAAGUACACAGAUAAAGAAGAGGUGGUUUUAUGGAUGAAUACAGUGGGCCCUUAUCACAACCGACAGGAGACCUAUAAGUACUUCUCCCUACCGUUCUGUGUGGGAACGAAAAAAACUAUUAGUCAUUAUCAUGAGACAUUAGGAGAGGCGCUACAGGGGGUUGAAUUGGAGUUCAGCGGUCUGGACAUCAAGUUCAAAGAGGAGGUGUUGCAGACGACAUACUGUGACAUUGAACUAGACAAACCUAAAAGAGAUGCAUUUGUCUAUGCCAUCAAGAACCACUACUGGUACCAAAUGUACAUAGAUGACCUUCCCAUCUGGGGAAUUGUUGGUGAAGCUGAUGAGAAUGGAGAGGACUAUUACCUUUGGACUUACAAAAAGCUGGAGAUUGGACAUAAUGGGAACAGAAUUGUGGAUGUUAACCUGACCAGUGAGGGCAAGGUCAAGCUUGUUCCAAACACGAGAAUUCCCAUGUCAUACUCUGUCAAGUGGAAGAAAUCUGAUGUGAAAUUUGAGGAUAGAUUUGACAAAUACCUUGAUCCAUCUUUCUUUCAACACAGAAUUCACUGGUUCUCAAUAUUCAACUCAUUCAUGAUGGUGAUUUUCCUGGUGGGCCUUGUUUCAAUGAUCCUGAUGAGAACAUUAAGGAAAGACUAUGCCAGAUACAGCAAAGAGGAGGAAAUGGAUGACAUGGAUCGUGAUCUUGGUGAUGAAUAUGGCUGGAAGCAGGUUCACGGGGAUGUGUUCAGGCCAUCCAGUCACCCGCUGAUCUUCUCCUCCCUCAUUGGCUCUGGCUGUCAAAUUUUUUCAGUUUCCCUUAUAGUCAUCAUUUUGGCCAUGAUUGAGGACUUGUAUACAGAGAGAGGGUCCAUGUUGAGUACAGCCAUAUUUGUUUAUGCUGCCACGUCUCCAGUCAAUGGCUACUUUGGUGGAAGCCUAUAUGCAAAACAAGGAGGGAGGAGAUGGAUAAAGCAGAUGUUCAUUGGAGCCUUCCUGAUUCCUGCAAUGGUGUGUGGUACAGCGUUCUUCAUCAACUUCAUCGCCAUCUACUACCAUGCCUCAAGAGCAAUCCCAUUCGGCACUAUGGUUGCGGUGUGCUGCAUCUGCUUAUUUGUAAUUCUACCUCUGAACCUGGUGGGGACGAUCCUGGGCAGAAACCUCUCCGGACAGCCCAACUUUCCUUGUAGAGUCAAUGCUGUACCCAGACCCAUCCCAGAAAAGAAAUGGUUUAUGGAGCCAGCAGUUAUCGUGUGUUUAGGUGGCAUCCUUCCAUUCGGCUCGAUAUUCAUUGAAAUGUACUUCAUUUUCACAUCUUUCUGGGCCUACAAGAUUUACUAUGUGUAUGGAUUUAUGAUGCUGGUGCUGGUGAUCCUGUGCAUCGUUACUGUCUGCGUCACCAUUGUCUGCACCUACUUCCUUCUCAAUGCAGAAGACUACAGAUGGCAGUGGACAAGCUUUCUCUCUGCAGCGUCAACAGCAGUUUAUGUUUACAUGUACUCCUUCUACUACUAUUUCUUCAAAACAAAGAUGUAUGGCUUAUUCCAGACGUCAUUCUACUUUGGCUACAUGGCUGUGUUCAGCACUGCUCUGGGAAUCAUGUGUGGAGCGGUGGGUUACAUGGGAACAAGUGCCUUUGUGAGGAAGAUCUACACAAAUGUGAAAAUCGACUAAAACUCUGCAGAGACGCAGCAGAAGAGCCGACACUUCCUCCCGAUCGAAACGGGCACAAAGUCUCCAUUUAUUUUGCAAGAUGAGAUUGUGGUAUCUUGUACAAAAUCUAGUUUUCCAUUUUCUCAAUGAAUUAAACGUUGCGGCAUGAUGCAUACACAAGGGUAAACCGAGAGGUUAAAUAAACAGGACUUUUAAUUUU
Danio rerio (zebrafish) is the source of this 2057-nucleotide messenger RNA. RefSeq names its product transmembrane 9 superfamily member 3 (gene tm9sf3). Lineage: Eukaryota; Metazoa; Chordata; Actinopteri; Cypriniformes; Danionidae. The record is from RefSeq and is marked provisional. Gene Ontology annotation, cellular component: membrane.